This is a messenger RNA of Uloborus diversus, 8728 nucleotides long. It is a transcript of the gene Dlc90F, whose product is annotated as dynein light chain Tctex-type 1-like. Gene Ontology annotation, cellular component: cytoplasm; cytoplasmic dynein complex. Gene Ontology annotation, biological process: microtubule-based movement. NCBI's taxonomy places the organism in Eukaryota, Metazoa, Arthropoda, Arachnida, Araneae, Uloboridae. The record is from RefSeq and is a predicted model, not a curated record. The coding region runs from base 130 to 480 and encodes 116 amino acids. Gene Ontology annotation, molecular function: dynein intermediate chain binding. The transcript is spliced from 5 exons.
UUUAGAAGAGUGAUUGACAGACAGUCGAAUUUGAUGUGUACAUGAGGAGUGUUUCAAAAUAAAUUCUUGUAUUAAUACUGAACUUUGAAGUAUUUUCACCCUGUUUCACUCAUUUUCCUUUGUUUCGUAAUGGAUGAAAACUUGAAUUCUAUUGGUUCCGAAGAGAGUACGUUUCCUGUGGAUGAUGUGAGUAAAAUUAUAAAAUCAGCUGUUGAAGAAGUAAUAGAACGUAAUGUUUAUCAACACAGCAAAGUAAAACAAUGGUCUGAUAAAAUUGUAGAGCAAAUUUUGAAUUCUCUGAAGGAUCUCCAUAAACCUUUCAAAUAUAUUGCUACUUGUGUAAUCAUGCAAAAGAAUGGAGCUGGAUUCCAUACUGCAAGCUCUUGUUACUGGGAUAAUACAACAGAUGGUAGUUGCACAGUUCGUUGGGAAAACAAAUCUAUGUACUGCAUAGUAUCUGUUUUUGGAUUAGCUAUUUAAAGUAAAACAUUUAUUGUAAAUAAUUUAAUGACAUGUUAUUUUAAUGUAUGUAGAUGUGCAAGUAAAUUUUAUUUAACAAAGCAAUUUUUAUGCUUUAAUGUUUAAGCUUCAAUAAAUUGUUAUAAACUUUGAAAAUUGAAAAGGCCUUUGAAAGGUGUAUUUCCCUAAAAAAUUCUCUGUGCUUUAAUGCAUUGUAUGGUGAUGCCUUGUACCUUAGCAUAAAGAAUUUGUACUAUAGUUUUACAUUUGAGAAAAAAAGAAAAAGAAAAAUGACAGAGAACUGACUUUAAAAUGGCUUUAAAGAUAAACUGUAAAUAGUGCUUAAUAGUAGUGAUGUAAAAUACCUGGGUAUUUAUUUUUAGAGGUAAAUACUCAUGGAUAUUCCCCAGGUAAAUACCCAAAGUGGGUAUUUACUAGUGAUGUAAAAUAUCUGGGUAUUUAUUUUUAGGGGUAAAUACCCAAAAUGGGUACUUACCCAGGUAUUUAUUUCAAAAAUUUAUAUUCAACUAAAAUACUUUUCUGGAUGUAUUCCACUAUGUAUAUAUAGGGUGUUUUGUUUUAACCUUCAAGACCUCUAUUUUUGCAACCAUUAGUCCUAGAUGCAAAAAUGUUCAAAAUCAGAAGCAGACAAGAUAUUGAAAAUUUGAAGUAAAAACUAGUAUGUUGUGGCCAUCACGAAACUUUCUUCUAUAUAUAUAUAUAUAUAUAUUUUUUUUUUUUAUCCCUCCCCAUGCUUGACGAGGAAGCAAUAUUCCCAGCAAAAACAAAAUUACACAUGCAAAAACUUGACGAUCAUCCCAAUGUCUGAAUUAUUACAAAAGCAAAGCAAAGAGCGAAAAUUGAAAGUUAUUUUAAAAGUCUUGCUUGAAUUAAUUACAAAUAUUUUAUUUGUUAACAAACCCAAGAUGGCAACAGUAAAAAAUUUUAAAUCAUCUCUAUUUUCUGGUUAUUUUCCAACAGCUAAAAUCACGCGAAAUACGCAGAGGACAAUCCAGUACAAUUUAUCUUUCUUAUUGUUGUAUUUAUAAAGUUAUUUUUAUUCACACAAAAAUAAAGCCCCCCAUGGAGUAAUUGGCGCCAAAAUUAAACCAACGCCUGUUUACAUAUGGAUUGACAUUUAUUCCAAAUUUCAUCCAGAAGGUAGCAUUACUUCUUGAAAUACGGAACUCACAAUAAAAAAAAAAGAAUGUUCGAUUGCGCCACCCCCUUUUUAGCUAUUGACACCAAAAUAGAGUCAGCACUUAUAUUCUCUAGGGGCUACUUGUCGAUAAAUUUUUCUUUGAUUCCGUUCAAAAUUUCCUGAGAUACAGCAGUCACAAUUGACGACAAUAAACGUUCUAUAGCUCAACCCCCGUUUGAGUUAUUGACACCAAAAUUGAAUCAGCACCUGUUCCUGUUAAUGGCAACAUAUGGACAAAAUUUUGUUUGAUUCCGCCAGUUACUUCCUGAGGAAUAGCAAGCACGCUUAACUCAAAAAACGUCCCAUUGCUCCACCCACUUGGAGGAAUUCGCGCCAAAAACCAAUGGGCACAAGUUCACAUAGGGGCACGUAUGUGUACCAAAUUUCGUUCGAUUUCAUGCGGUAGUUUUUGCUGUAGAGCGGCCACAAAAAAACUGGUCACACACAGACGUGACACACACACACAGACAGACAUUUUCCAAAAAUAGUCGAAAUGGAUUCGGCACACCUCAAAAUGUUCGAAUCCGUCAAAAUUCGAAAAUUUGCACGAAUCCAAUACUUUCUUCUAUAUAUUAGAUAUAGAAGAAAGUAAUAAAAAUGAAUAAAAAAAUACAAAUUUUAACUUUUUACACGGGCCCCAGGUCCUCUGACUUAUAUUUAGGGAAAUAAUAUCCGUUGAAAAACAAUUACAAAAAAAGUUUUACAUUAGUACGACCAAUAUUCACUGAGAUAUGAAACGCAGCGUUUUGUGACUUACACCACUUUACACUCGCCCUCAGUAACAUCUUUUGAGGGAAAAUAUAGCAGUUAAUGAGUGUUUAUAUAAAAUUAUAUGUGUUAAGAGCGUGGUUUUUCAAAUUGUUCAAGGUGUUGCGUAUCACGGCAUAACAUUUGCAUGAAUUUUUGAAUAGAAAUGAAAAAUGUAAAUACCUUGUGUUUUUUACUUCGCCAACCUAUUAUUCUUCUGAAAGGGUAAUAAGUUCUAAUCUCAUCUUCUGCAUGGUCCCUUAAAACUUUCAAAUGGAAUAUCUCCUUGAGUUUUGAUUGCACAAAUGUCAAGUUUUUUUGUGUCAGUAAGUUUUAAAUGCAGAUCAUUUCUCUAAAUAUAAGUUAGGUGACCUAGGGAAGUGUAAAAAGUGAAAUUUUGUAGUUUUUGACUCAUUUUUAUUUUUUGCUUCAAACUUUCAAUAUCUUUACUCUGCAUCUGAUUUUGAAUAUUUUUGCAAUUGGAAGUUUGCAUCUAGGACUAACGGUUGCAAAAAUAAAGGUCUUGCAGGUUAAAACAGAACGCCCUGUAUAACCACAGAACAAAAAAUUUUUCCCUAAAAUUUGUAUUUUGAUCACAUAUUUAAAGAAUUUUUGUGUGAAACAACUCAGCAAGCUAAUAUCAGACCCCGAAGUGGUUUUUUGAGGAGAAAAAGUAGGAAAUAAGGAAUCAAAAAUUAGAAAAGUAGGAAAAGAAGGAAAAAAAUCACUUAAAAAAGUAGGAAAAAAUAGGAAGAGAUAGGACUACACACACGUCAAGACGACUGACAGUCAUUAGUAUGAAAAAUAAACUGGUGGAAACAAAGAUAUUAAUUACAAAAAUAUGAAAAUAAAAUACAAAGAAAGAAACACCUUUCAACAAUACAGUAAUAAAAUUUUUAAGUGUGAAAAAAAAAAAAUUGUAAAACUCCUAUUUUUGUGCAAUAAAACCAUUUCUGUAAAAGAUUAGUUUUGUCAAAGACGAAAACAUUCGAGAGCAUUCAUUUAUCAUUUGAAAAUACUCUAACACUUUCAGCUCAUGUUGUCAUAAACUAUGAUACAAAAGCAAAGGAAAUAUUAAAUUAGUUUUAGUUGAAAAUAGUCAGCAGCUGACAUGCAUUCUUGCACAAACAGAGGCAGAUGUUUAAAUUUGAAAAAAUCGGAAAAAGACUGAAAAUGCAGAACUAAAAAAAAUUUGUUCUUAAAUAUGGGACAUAAAAUUUAUAAUAAAAUAAUUAAACUAAAUAAAUAACGAAAUAAGUAAACUAAAGGGUUUGUGUACUAUGUUAUGUAUUUUUAGCAUUCAACAUACAUUUUUAUUUAAGGCACGUCAUUUAUGGGGGUCAGUGGGGUCAAUUUCUCCCCUCCCUGGCUUUGGAAAAUUAAUGCUUAACUAUACAAGUUUGGGCUCUUUUUGUUGUUUUCGGAUAAAAUUUGCAUUUAGUAUACAUCCUUCGCUAGCCACCACCAGGGGCGGGGGGGGGGGGGGGGGAGAUCAAUGUGACGGCCAGUUUUAAUUUUAAUCAAGCAAUAAAAACGAAUAUUGUUUUAAUGGUUUGAUGAUUUUUACCUCCCUCUUGAUCCAAAAUUUUUGUCACCAAAAAAAAAAAAAAAAGGAAACAUCCAUGCAUGGUAACCAUAACAUUUUUAUCAAAAACAAAGAUCAGUUUCUAAUGUUUCUCUGUGCAUAAAAGGGAAGGAAUGUAGUUUCUUCUCAAUCCUCACCAUACAACAAAAAUUUUCAUUCGGAAAUUGUUCACGAAAUUGAGAGAGAGGGGGAGCACCUGGCAUCAAAUGCCUGCAUAUAUCUCUUCCUCCCCCCUCCCUUUGAUCAGAAGUGCUAAGUACUAUAACUUACAGUAGAUGCGCCGCAUCGGUAUGCUUGCCGCACCCCGAAAAGAGUAAGAGUCUUUCAAAAAAAAAUUUUAAUAUUCAGAAAUUCCGCAUUGCCAUAAACACAGCACAUAAAAAUGAUGAGUAGCUCCUCGAUAUUGAUGACAUAUCAGAGUAGAAAAUACCCAUGAAAAAAAAAAAUUGCUUGUGGCUCUAUCCCCCAACUUUUAAAAAUGUGAAGAAAUAAAAACGGAAUCUCCCAUUUAAAUUGAUUUCCGAUUUUUCUCCAAAAAUUGGGAACGUUUUGCCCAUCCAGGUUUUGCCGCUCUUUUUUUUUGCAAAUACACUCUUUACAAGGAAAGAAAAUGAAAUUUUAUAAAUUUUAUAAUCAUGUUUACGAUUUAGAAUGAACAAUAAUCAUAUUUAUGUAUGAAAAAAGUUAGUUUCUGCGAUUAUUUUUGAAGUGGUCCGUUUUUGUGAAUUUCUGUUAUCUGUCGAUUUUAUUUCGUAUUAACAUUAAUAAAAUAUGUACAGUGUACAAGUUUUUCAUUUUUUGCUUUCUUAUGUUCCUUUUAAGGUUUUACAUUGCCUUUCUGUUUAAAUAGAGCUCCAUUUCACUUGUAAUCAUGCAAACAAUUUGCGAAUAGGAAAUUCUGCUUUUCUCGAACUUUUUGAACAGUCGGCCCGUUUACUUUAACUAAAGUUUGUAAUUGACGGGUAAGUAAUACAUGAUUGCAUCAGAAUGUGCCAGUAUCUUUUUUUUUAGUUUCGUUAAAACAGUAGGCUGAAGUUGGGGCGAUAAAAAGAAAAGUUGAUUGUAAAUGCCGCAACGGCAAAAAAGUUACUUACGAAAAUUUAACUUUUAAACACGCAAACUCUGCAACGUUCUUGUUCUUUCCAGAAAUUAAUGUAGUCAGUCAAUGAAAAGCUCAGGAUCUGCUUGCUUCUUUUGAUUUUCAAAAUUGAAGCAUGCAGAAAAUUAUAGGUGCGGCAUUGUAAAAAUAAGAAUCAAUGCACAAUUAAAAAUGCUAUACUAAAGAAAGAAAAAGUAAGAAAAAAAAGGAAAAAGUAGGAAAAUAAGGAGAGAGAUCUGAAAAGUAGGAAAAAUAGGAACUCUUCGGGAUCUGUAAUAUGAUAUUCACAUUAAAUGUGUUGGAUAUGCCUAAUCGAUGUUGAUAGCCAAAUUUCACAUAUAAAAAGCCAUUCUGCAAAAAGUAAAAAGCUUAACUGGUUACAAUAAAAAAAAGCAAACAUCUUCUCCAAUUAUGGCAUUGAAAAGAAAGAUUCUUUGGUUCACGAUAUGUUUCUUUUAUAAUUUCAUUAAGUCUUUUAAUAAAAAAUAUUAUAAACUGUGUAAUACAUAUGUAUGUAUCAAUUUUACCAAUUAUUUCAUAUUUAGAUUUAAAAAAAAAAAAUUCUCAUUCACUUUUUGCAUUUUUUUGUAAAAUACCCAGUUUUUGGGUAUUUACCCAGGCCUUGUGUAAAUACCCGGGUAAAUACCCAAAAAAUAUUUACCUACCCGCUGGGUAUUUACCCGAUCCACAUCACUAGUAUUUACCCAGGUAUUUAUUUCAAAAAUUUAUAUUCAACUAAAAUACUUUUCUGUAUGUAUUCCACUAUGUAUAUAUGUUACUGUUAAAGUAUAUAAUGCAGUUAGUUUAUAGAAUACCUAGUUAUUCCAUGAAAUAACUGAUUGUGUCCGUUAAAGUGUGUAAUAUGUUAUUAAUUUGACACUUUAACUAGUUAUUCUAUGAAAUAACUAGGUAUUCUAUAAUUUAACUAAUGAGAGACGGUUAAAGUGUAAAAUAAACAAUUUUUCUAAAAUGAAAUAACUAUAGCUUUUCUAUAAAUAAACUAAUGAUAGACAAUUAAAAUGAAAAAGAAGCAAUUUAUCUAAUUUAUACAGCGUAUAAAUGGUGUUUAUGGAAAUGUACCAUAAAAUCAUUUGUUACAACAAGGAUUACUAAAAUGACACUUGGAAUUACAAAGAACAUUAUUUCUGAAGCAAAAACAUUUUUUGUUGACACACUGGGUUUUACUUGAACAUUUUUUUAAUCCCUGACCACUACCUGGAGGGGGAAGGUAAAUGCAUUUGUCGUGCAAGAUAUAUGAUAUAGAUUAUAUUACACUUUAACGGGCUGCAGAUCAUUAUACUAUGAAAUAACUAGUUGAACCAUGAAAAACAAGAGAGUUUUACACUUUAACGGUCACAAUCAGUUAUUCCAUGAAGUAACUAGAUAUUCCAUAAAAUAAUAGAUUUCAUACUUUAACUGUAACAUAUAUACAGGAUCUAUUCCAAAAGUAAUGCAAUAAUUUUUUUUAAAAGUAAUUUAUUGAACAGAUUUGCACAAACACUGAAAAUUCUUCAAAGUAAUGUCCUUAGGCUUCUGCACAUUUCUUCCAUUGUCUCUGUCAUGACUGGUAAGUAAGUGCCCUGAAAAGCGUUUUUGGGGACCUCCCCUAAGGUCUUCGUCACAUCUGAUUGGAUCUCUUCUAGGGAUGAAAAAUGAGUUCAUUUCAAGCCUGCCUCAAUCCAAGGGAACAAAAAGAAGUUUGCCAGGGCGACGUCAGGUCUAUAGAGGGCUGGGACAGCGUUUUCACCUGGUGUAUAGCCAGGAACUCACGGAUUUGCAUCGCGUUAUGACAAGGCGCUUUGGCACGAACUUGCCCCACACUUUUCUCAUCGCUAAAUCUUGAGUAAUACGAAAAUCAGCAGUACACAACAUGUUCAGUUCAUUUGCCCAGACCAUCUUGAUAGUCAAUCGAGGGUCAAAGUUCAACAAUUGAGGAACAGGAGCCACAUUGUUGUCGGCUUUGCUGGUUGCCGGCCACCCAGAGCGUUGUUCGUCUUGAACCUCUUCCCGGCCCUUUUUAGAGGUCUUAAACCACCUCAAAACUUGUGAAUAGGACAGAGAAGAGUCCACGUAAGCCUCAAGAAUCAUUUUGUUAAUCUACUCAAAAGAUUUUGCUGUUUAAGCAACAAAACUUAAUCUCGUACCAUUUUUCUUGUGACACGGUCGAUGCGCAGAGGUUAACAUUAACUUACGUUCGUCCACUACUACAGCUUGGAGAACCCUGAGACUGGUUCUCCGGAAAACCUUAGGGUCCCCCUCACCUAAACCAAGUAGUUCAAUUAUACUCUGACCAAUAAAAGCGACCUGGAAGAAACCAUUGCAUUACUUUCAGAAUACACCUUGUAUAACCAACCAUAUACAAAACAAUAAAUUUUUGCCCAAAAAUUGUAUUUUGAUCACAUAUUUAAAGAAUAAUUGUGCGAAACCCCCUAGCAAUCUAAUAUGAUAUUCACAUUAAAUGUGUUGGAUAUGCCUAAUCAAUGUUGAUAGCUAAAUUUCAGAUAUAAAAAGCCAUUCUACAAAAGGUAAAAAGCUUAACUGGUUACAAAAAAAAAAAAAAUCUUCUCCAAUUAUGAAAUUGAAAAGAAAGAUUCUUUGGUUCACAAUAUGUUUCGUUCAUAAUUUCAUAUUUAGAUUUAAAAAAAAAAUCCCAUUCACUUUUUGAAUUUCUUUAAUAAAAUACCCAGUUUUUGGGUAUUUACCCAGGCCUUGGGUAAAUACCCAAAAAAUAUUUACGUACGCGCUAGGUAUUUAAGUGAUCCACAUCACUACUUAAGAGUAAAAAAAACUUAAUUCUUUAACCGUACUACUGCUGUUGAACUAAAUUUUUGAGGUUGGAGCAAAAAUUAUGAUACAAGAAUAUUUACCUGUACACUAAAGUGUUGUUAGCAUUGUAAUGUAUGCAGAUAUAAUUUAAAUGAAGUGGAAUAAUUGCAAAAACUGUGUAUCCAUUUUUGGUUACAUAUGAUUUUAUCUAUUAUUAAAUUUAAAAAAUUUGUUCAUACGUAUUGAGUUGUUGAAAGAAUUAAUUUUAUUUUUUACUUUAAUUUAAAAUUAAAUGACUGGUGCUAUAUUUUCUUUAAUGCUGUAAUGAAGUCAGUUCUAUUUUUAUAACAAAAGAUUUUUUUUUAAUUCUCUUGAACUUCAUAAAUAUAUUUUAAAGUUAACAUGUUGUGACCAUUCAUAUAAAAAAUAUAACUAUCUCUUAUAUUUUUUAUGUGAAUACUUUGCAGUCCUUUUUCCUUUUCUCAGGAGUGACUAACCUUUUGAGUGAACUAGCACUGAAAAGUAAUUUGCAUUAAUUCUUAUCUGAUACUUUUAUGACAACUUCAUUCAUGCUGUUUAAAUAUUAAUGGUCACUCUGAAACAUGAUCAAAUAGAGCUGUCCCCUAUUUCUUAUUUUCGUAUUGCCAAUCAUUGUUUUAUUGUGCUAUACUUUGUUUCAAUUUAUUUUUCAGCUUAAUAUAUUAAAUACCAACACUUUUUAAAUUUAUCAUUUGGAAACAUUUUUUUUAUUAUUAUAAAAAGAAUGAUUUUGCUGCUAUAGUAGUGUGUUGUUUUAUUCAAAGUAAUUUGCUUUUUAAUGUUAUUCCCAAACAAGUUUAUAUUAAUAAAUUUAUAAAUUUUUGUUGAGUAU